Messenger RNA from Pipistrellus kuhlii (Kuhl's pipistrelle), 4274 nucleotides. It is a transcript of the gene WWC1, whose product is annotated as WW and C2 domain containing 1. Gene Ontology annotation, cellular component: cytoplasm. Gene Ontology annotation, biological process: regulation of DNA-templated transcription; negative regulation of organ growth; regulation of hippo signaling. Lineage: Eukaryota; Metazoa; Chordata; Mammalia; Chiroptera; Vespertilionidae. Gene Ontology annotation, molecular function: kinase binding; molecular adaptor activity. The record is from RefSeq and is a predicted model, not a curated record. The transcript has 23 exons. Bases 314 to 3628 code for a protein of 1104 amino acids.
GCCCCGCCGGCCGGGCGCGCACCCGGGCCGCACCGCCCCGCGCCGCCGCGGGCGCACAUGGCAGCCUGAGAGGCCGGCGGCGGGCUGGGGCCGCGGGGCCACAGGGCCGCAUGGGCUGCCGCGCCACCCCGACCGGCCCCCGCUAGGGCCCCCGAGCCGCGGGCACCCCCGCCACCGCCACCGCCCGCCCCCGAUUAUGGUGCCUCGGCGGCCGCCCGCGCCGGGUGGCAGAGCCGGCCGGAGGCGCUGAGCCGGGGGCCCCAGCGGCGGCGGCCCGGAGCUGCAUGGGGGAGCGCGGGCCGCUCUUGGGAAGAUGCCCCGGCCCGAGCUGCCCUUGCCGGAGGGCUGGGAGGAGGCGCGCGACUUCGACGGCAAGGUCUACUACAUAGACCACACGAGCCGCACCACCAGCUGGAUCGACCCGCGGGACAGGUAUACCAAACCGCUCACCUUUGCCGACUGCAUCAGUGAUGAGCUGCCUCUGGGAUGGGAAGAGGCGUAUGACCCGCAGGUUGGAGAUUACUUCAUAGACCACAACACCAAAACCACUCAGAUUGAGGACCCCCGGGUGCAAUGGCGGCGGGAGCAGGAGCACAUGCUGAAGGACUACCUGGUGGUGGCCCAGGAGGCCCUGAGUGCCCAGAAGGAGAUCUACCAGGUGAAGCGGCAGCGCCUGGAGCUGGCACAGCAGGAGUACCAGCAGCUGCAUGCCGUCUGGGAGCACAAGCUGGGCUCCCAGGUCAGCUUGGUCUCUGGUUCGUCAUCCAGCUCUAAGUAUGACCCUGAGAUCCUGAAAGCUGAAAUUGCCACUGCAAAAUCCCGGGUCAACAAGCUGAAGAGGGAGAUGGUUCACCUCCAGCAGGAGUUGCAGUUCAAAGAGCAUGGCUUCCAGACCCUGCAGAAGAUCGACCAGAAAAUGUCUGACGCUCAGGGCAGCUACAAACUGGAUGAAGCUCAGGCUGUCUUGAGAGAAACGAAAGCCAUCAAAAAGGCCAUCACAUGUGGAGAAAAGGAAAAGCAAGAUCUCAUUAAGAGCCUCGCGAUGCUGAAGGACGGCUUCCGGACCGACCGAGGGUCCCACUCUGACCUGUGGUCCAGCAGCAGCUCUCUGGAGAGUUCGGGUUUCCCGCUGCCGAAACAGUACCUGGACAUGAGCUCCCAGACGGACAUCUCGGGGAGUUUCGGCACCAGCAGCCACAAUCAGUUGGCGGAGAAGGUCCGAUUGCGCCUUCGGUACGAAGAGGCUAAGAGGAGGAUCGCCAACCUGAAGAUCCAGCUGGCCAAGCUGGACAGCGAGGCCUGGCCCGGAGUGCUGGACUCGGAGAGGGACCGGCUGAUCCUGAUCAGCGAGAAGGAGGAGCUGCUGAAGGAGAUGCGCUUCAUCAGCCCCCGGAAGUGGACGCAGGGCGAGGUGGAGCAGCUGGAGAUGGCCCGCAAGCGGCUGGAGAAGGACCUGCAGGCAGCCCGGGACACCCAGAGCAAGGCCCUGACUGAGAGGUUAAAGUUGAACAGUAAGAGGAACCAGCUGGUGAGAGAACUGGAGGAAGCCACCCGGCAGGUGGCAGCUCUGUAUUCCCAGCUGAAAAGCCUCUCGAGCAGCAUGCAGUCCCUGUCCUCGGGCAGCAGCCCUGGCUCCCUCACGUCCAGCCGGGGCUCCCUGGCCGCCUCCAGCCUGGACUCCUCCGCCUCCGCCAGCUUCACCGACCUCUACUACGACCCCUUCGAGCAGCUGGACUCGGAACUGCAGAGCAAGGUGGAGUUCCUGCUCCUGGAGGGGGCCACGGGCUUCCGGCCCUCGGGCUACAUCACCACCAUCCACGAGGACGAGGUGGCCAAGACCCAGAGGGCCGAGGGGGGCGGCCGCCUGCAGGCCCUGCGCUCCCUGGCCGGCACCCCGAAGUCCAUGACUUCUCUGUCUCCACGGUCCUCCCUGUCCUCCCCGUCCCCGCCCUGCUCCCCGCUCAUCGAUGACCCCCUCCUGGCUGGAGACGCCUUUCUGAGCCCCCUGGAGUUUGAAGAUCCCGAGCUGAGUGCCACUCUCUGCGAACUGAGCCUUGGCAGUGGCAGCCGGGAGAGGUACCAGCUGGAGGGACCCGGAAUGGAGAGCAAGCAGUUGGGCCAAGCUGUGAAUCCGGCCCCGGGGUGUGGCCUCAAAGUGGCCUGCGUCUCUGCUGCCGUGUCAGAUGAAUCCGUGGCCGGGGACAGUGGCGUGUACGAGGCUUCCGUGCAGAGGCUCGGUGCGGUGGAAGCCCCUGCUUUCGACGGCGAGGAGCCAGAAGCCGCGGGAGCGACACGGGUUCAGGUUGCCCUGCAGUAUGACGAGAAGAGUAAGCAGUUUGCAAUAUUGAUCGUCCAGCUGAGUAACCUCUCUGCUCUGCUGCUGCAGCAGGACCGGAAAGUGAACAUCCGCGUGGCCGUCCUCCCCUGCUCCGAAAGCACCACCUGCCUGUUCCGGACGCGGCCCCUGGACGCCUCGGACGCCCUCGUGUUCAAUGAGGUGUUCUGGGUGUCCAUGUCCUACCCAGCCCUUCACCAGAAGACCUUAAGAGUGGACGUCUGUACCACUGACCAGAGCCAUCCCGAGGACUGCCUGGGAGGCGCCCAGAUCAGCCUGGCUGAGGUGUGCCGGUCUGGGGAGAGGUCGACUCGCUGGUACAACCUCCUGAGCUACAAAUACUUGAAGCAACAGAGCAGGGAGCCCAAGCCAGGGGCAGCCCGGGCCCCCACCCCCGGGCCUGAGAGCACGGACGCCGUGUCCGCUCUGCUGGAACAGACCGCGGUGGAGCUGGAGAAGAGGCAGACGGGAAGGAGCAGCACCCAGGACCUGGGAGACAGCUGGAGGUUCGAGGAGGAGACCAGUGACAACGAGACCGCAGGGGAGGAGGGAGAGGAGGAAGCUUUUGCCGAGAAAUCCUCACCAGACACAGAAGAGUGCCCCGCGGUGAAGGUGGACAAGGAGACCAACACAGAGACCCCUGCCCCGUCGCCCACGGUGGUGCGGCCCAAGGACCGGCGGGUGGGCACGCCCUCCCCAGCGCCCUUUCUCCGAGGAAGCACCAUCAUCCGCUCCAAGACCUUCUCCCCCGGACCCCAGAGCCAGUACGUGUGCCGGCUGAACCGGAGUGACAGCGACAGCUCCACGCUGUCCAAGAAGCCACCUUUCGUUCGCAACUCCAUGGAGCGGCGCAGCGUCCGCAUGAAGCGGCCUUCAUCUUUCAAAUCCCUGCGCCACGAGCGCCUGAUGCGCACCUCGCUGGACCUGGAGUUGGACCUGCAGGCCACGCGGACCUGGCACAGCCAGCUGACGCAGGAGAUCUCGGUGCUGAGGCAGCUCAAGGAGCAGCUGGAGCAGGCCAGGAGCCACGGGGAGAAGGACCUGCCCCCAGGGCUGCGUGAGGACGAGCGCUUCCGCCUGCUGCUGAGGAUGCUAGAGAAGCAGAUGGACCGCGCGGAGCGCAAAGGUGAGCUGCAGACGGACAAGAUGAUGAGGGCGGCCGCCAAGGACGUGCACAGGCUCCGAGGCCAGAGCUGCAAGGAGCCCCCAGAGGUGCAGUCUUUCAGGGAGAAGAUGGCCUUUUUCACGCGGCCACGGAUCAACAUCCCCACCCUCUCCGCCGACGACGUCUGAGCUCCAGCAAAGUAUUCCUUCGGCCGGGGACCUGCUGUGAGCAGAGCCUGGGCUGCCGUUAUUUAUGUGGUGUUAUAUGAAGGUUCUGCGUCCCGCCUUUUUUUUUUAGUUUGGGUUCUAUUAUUAAAAAAGAAAAAAAGAAAAGAAAACACACACACACACACAAAAAAAACAACCAGCAUUAAAAUGACAAGAUUGUAUAGUUUGUAUAUUUAGGAAUGUAUUUUUGAGAAAGAAAAUUUAAAUGAACUAAAAGCAGUGUCCAGUGGCUGCUCUUCUUAAAAUAAAACGGUUUAGAUUUUUCUUUUCUUUUUUUUGUACAGCUCUGCCUUCUAGAGGUUUCAUGCAAUAAGUCGGACACGUUUUGGGGACGGUCACCCUAAAAGGACGCCCUGCAGACACCACAGCACAGCGGACCUCUCCCGCCUAACCUAUUUUGUACAAUAUUUUAAAAUGCACAGCCCGCCUUUGGUGGGUCCUGGGGUGUCCGUGACCGUUCACGCGCUGUGACGUGUUUUGACGCGGCCACCUGAGGUGGAGCUGGCUGCAGGCCUGCCCACACCGUCUCAGAGGCCCGGUGAAGCCACUGACGUGAGUGAGGGAGGGCUUUUCAUGUGAUCUCCAUCAAUAAAGUGGCCUUUCUGAA